UUCGAGUUACGAAAGCUUUAAAUGAGUUGGCACACCUCAUAUGAUUCAUUGGCCAACAGAACAAGAGUUUCCAAUGAUAAAAGAAAAAUUUAAAGCUAUGGCUGGAAUUGAUGGUGUUAUAGGUGCUCUCGAUGGAACAUAUGUACCAAUUAAAGCACCAUCACAGGAUGCUGAAACAUACAGAAAUCGCAAAAUGCAACAUACCAUAACGCUACAGGCAAUAUGCGAUGCUAAUUUAAAAUUCAUAGAUUGUUUUGCAGGUUAUCCUAGUUCAGUACAUGAUGCUAGAAUUUUUAGAAAUUCUUAUAUUUAUCAUUCAAUACGUCAAAAUCCAGAAAAAUAUUUUCCACGUGGAGAAUUUAUUUUAGCUGAUAAGGCUUAUCCUACUUUCAAGUGGUGUAUUACUCCAUACAUGAAUCGAGGAAAUUUGACAAGACAGCAGGAGACUUUUAAUACACGCAUUUCGCAGACAAGACAAACAAUUGAAAGAACAUUUGCUCUUUUAUUUGGUCGAUUUAGGAGAUUAAAAUAUUUGGACAUGAACAGAAUCGAAUUAAUACCUACAACAAUACUUGCAUGUUGUGUUUUGCAUAACAUAUGCCUUGAUUUUGAUGAUGAUUUAAUACGCGAAUAUAUACAAGAAGGUAUGGAGGCAAUAAUACGUAAUGAACAGGAAGAUUUAUAAAUGAGGUAAAUGAAGAGGAAAAACGACUUGGAAAUGAGCGAUGAGAUGCACUGUGCAGAGAAUUAAAUUAUCACGGUGGUAACAACAUCUUGAAUCCAUACGGUUUCAACACAUCAAGAAUGUGAUCA
Cyphomyrmex costatus is the source of this 813-nucleotide messenger RNA. RefSeq names its product putative nuclease HARBI1. Bases 41 to 685 code for a protein of 214 amino acids. The record is from RefSeq and is a predicted model, not a curated record. The transcript has 2 exons. Lineage: Eukaryota; Metazoa; Arthropoda; Insecta; Hymenoptera; Formicidae.